AUGGCGAGUGCCAGCAUGGUCCCGAAAAUGUUGCUGGAGUCGGAGCGUGCCAGCAAGAUCCCCUUAAUGACAAGAGAGGUGGUUGCUGGAGGUCACAAGUGCCAGCAAGAUCCAUUAAAUGAUAUGGGAAGUGGUGAGUGCCAGCAAGGUACCAUACAUGUUGCUGGAGUUGUAGAAAACCAGUAUAACCCCUUAAAUGACAAAAAAGGUGGUGAGUGCCAGCAAGGUACCAUACAUGUUGCUGAUGGUGGAGAAAAGAAAAUUAGUCGGCUGGAGUUGAUGAUUGCCUUCGUAAUCGGAUUCAUCGUAUUGAUGUUUGUUUGGAAAGGGAAUGAAUUACUACAUUAUCCCACGCUGCACCAUGAUGCCGUCCGAAGUACAAAGGGACAUCACCCAAAUAAUGUUCAACACCACACAACACGCAUGGAAUGGCACGAACCAGCUGUAAAACCUAAUGUUAUGGGAAUGACCUCAUUGCGACAAGCGCUUAACCAGUUGCCGAAUAGUUAUCAAUUGGAUCUUGACGAUUUGUUGAAUAUCCUGACAACAGACCAGAUCAUAGGGUUAUUGAUGAACUAUACAACUAAAAUAACAUACCGAUGUAGGACGGAGAGGCGAUUUGGAAACCCUGUACAUGAAGAUGGUGGUUGGAAUGUUUGCAUGGAUGUUGAUAUUAAUCCAAGUGACUGUAUUGUAUAUUCUUUCGGUAUUGCUAACGACUGGUCAUUUGAUGAGGACAUGGCUAAUUAUGGAUGCAACGUGUACAGUUUCGAUCCUAGCAUUGGUCUGGAUGAUCAUAAACACGCGGAUCGCGUCUGGUUCUAUAAUAUGGGGUUAUAUGACGACAAUAUAGAUGAUCUUGUAGCUAGCACAAGGCAUUGGAAAGUUAGAACUUUAUCGUGGAUCAGAAAAAUGUUACACCAUGAAAACAAAAAUAUCGAUGUUCUCAAAUUUGACAUCGAAACAACAGAACACCGCAUAUUCCAUCAACUCAUCAGUAGUGGUAUUCUUAGAGACAUCAAAUUAGUGGCUUUUGAACUCCAUCUUUCGCCAGUUAACAUAUAUGAACAUAAAGAAGAUACGUUACAUGUUUACCGAGCACUAAAAGAGGCAUUUGAAUUGAAUGGAUUCAAACUGUGGGAUUGGCACGAGAACGAAGAAAUGGCAAAAGAAUACCCCGAUCCCCCACAGCCCCCUUAUGGGACCCAAAUAACAGUUAAUCGCAACCCAGCGAUAGAGGGCGAUAUAGUACGUAUGGUAUGCACAGCAGAAGGCUCCCCACAGCCAACGUAUCAAUGGUACAAACUGGGUGGAUAUUCUCCUGUUGAUGAACGUUAUACAUUUAAUGAUGAUGGAAGUGAAUUAAUAAUUAAUCCAUGUCUGCGUAACGACACUGGAUCAUACGAAUGUACUGCUGUGAAUGAUGAAGGCACUGACAGUACCUGGGUAUUUCUUGAUAUAUAUUAUGAGCCUGUAUCCCCUUGGCCAAAUUGUAGUGUAGAUCCAAUGAAUAACACUGAAUAUUUAGAAGCCGGAUAUGACAUCACAAUUGUGUGUGAAGCUUCUGGCGGUAAUCCUUAUCCAUACCUAGUAUGGUAUAACGGAACUGAUCGAUUGCCUGGAAAUUAUUCCACACCAUCAACGGGCGACGACAAUGAAGUCACAACUAAUGAAUAUUCUUGGAUGUUAGAUAAAUACGAUAAUGGUAAAUAUUAUCGUUGCCAUGGUGACCAAGCUGUCUCUGGUCAAGAACAAUGCUACACAGAUCAGUUAGAUGUUAAAUACUCCCCUGAAACCCCUUCUUGUACAGACCUCACUCGUGAUAGCUACGUUGAGGGCAGUGUCAUCACAAUUACUUGUGAAUCUACCGAUGGUAACCCAUUAGCAACACUGAGAUGGUUGAACGAGACAGACGAUACAGUCAUGCUGUUGACAACCCCAAUGCCCGGUGAUGAGACAAGUACUGCAGUGUAUGAAUGGGUAGUGAGUAGAGUCGAUAACCAUGGAAGCUUCAGAUGUGAAGCUGUUAAUCUUGUACAGUUAGAUCCGUUGAUAUGUACUACCGGAAGUGUAGAUGUUGUUUUUUCGCCUACGUCUGUGGAAUUAUUUGGUUACGAGAGAGCCGUGAAUGCAGGUGAUGAUACAAUCCUUACAUGUGAAAGUGGGACCAGUAAUCCGAAGUCCAAUAUAACAUGGUUUAAAAACAACACGCUCAUAGUGGAGAGUGAGUACGAAGAAUGUGGAGAAGAAUGGUAUAAUGCCGGUGACUACUACGGUAUUGUCACCAGACAAGAUAUAAUCAUACACUUAACGGCGCAACAUAAUAGUGCUGUGUUCUACUGUUCUGCUAAUAAUAAUAUUUACGACAUUGUGAUAUCAAAUAGUAAUACACUGGAAGUAUACUUUCCACCAUCAGAGCCAGAUGGUUGUCGUACAAGUCUUACUGGGUAUAAUGGUUAUGCGACGGCGGGCGGCGAACUAACAUUGACGUGCACAUCGUGCAGCAGUAAUCCACGGUCCCGGAUAAUGUGGUACGUAGACGGUAGCGAGGUGCAGGACGGACUCAGUGAACCCGGGUAUACCCAUGCCGAAUACAAUGGAGUGAGAACAUCGCAAGACCUAUCUACAAUAUUGUCAUACCUCCAUCAUGCAGUGACAGUAUGGUGCGAGUGCGUCAACGAGGUUUAUCCUGACGAUUCACAUCCGUCGGAUCACAUCACGCUGGAUGUGCAUUAUGGACCGUUCGUAACGAACAUAGAUGAAACACGAUCACGAGCUAACGAAGGAGAAAUUGGCAAUCUGACAUGUGUGGUCGAUAGCAACCCAGAUGGAAGUAUCACGUGGUACAAUCCGGAAGAUGAAAAGAUUAUCAACGGAACCGAAGGACGAACUAUAGUGGAAAAUAAAGAUGACACAAUACGCGUGAGCAGAUUGAUAAUAGAGGAUGUGACCCGUGCAGAUUAUGGAAAUUAUACUUGUUGUGCCGAAAACUAUAUCAAUACAGCACUGUUUGUCAUUGAACUUAAUGGAUUGACUAGCCCGCAGGCGGCACAGAAUAUUGAAGUAACAAACCGUACAGAAAGUUCUCUUUCACUGAAGUGGGAACCCGGGCACGAUGGAGGCACGCAACAGUUAUUCUUCUUAGCAUACUCUGCUCUUGACAAUGCGAGUGAUACUGGUUAUGUAGAUCGUAUCAAUAUCACGUGGAAUAGAACAGAUUAUACGUCGAACAACUACGAUACCAUAUAUGGCCUUGAGCAUUCAACAUACUACGCUGUCGUUGUUAUUAGCCAAAACACAAUAGGAUACACGCCAAGCGAAGCUGUUACUAAUUCCACAUUGCGUGUAAUAACAAGUAAGAACAUGGAUAGUGCUUUGUCUAAGGCGACAGAUUGGGAGGUACCGAGAUCGAAAGUGACAUUUAUAGAACACAUUUCAAGUGGAGCAUUAACACAUGUUAUAAAAUCACAUAUUUUGUCUGAGAAUGGUCAGAAGGAAACAGUACUUGUAAAAUUGUUUAAAGAUAAGGAAACGGAAAUGAAUAAGGUGUGUUUUGUGAAAGAAAUUGAAUUGCUCAAGGGACUCGAUCAUCCCAAUGUUAUAAGAAUGGUUGCCUGUUGCACAGUCCAAGAUCCCAUUCUUCUUGUAUUGGAAUUCUGCGCCUUCGAGAACCUACGAAGUGUUCUUCGUGAAUAUCGAACCCAGGUGGAUCCCGGAAAAUUGUAUCCAGACACCCCUGAAGAGUUUGACAGGACGGACGAAUUUAUAACAUUUGGACUUCAAAUUGUGCGUGGAUUGAAAUAUCUUGAAGAAAAUGAGUGUGUUCUCCGAUUCUUUUCCGCAAGAAGUAUAAUGGUUGGUGCAAACAAAAUAUGUAAAAUAUCGGAUUUAGAAUUCUCAACCUCUGUUAUGAAUGAACAUGAAUUUGAAACUACAACAAGUGAUCGUCUACCAUUGCGAUGGAUGGCGCCAGAGUCGUUGCUGGCGUGUUCUUACACUGUCAAGUCAGAUACUUGGUCGUACGGAGUAGUCUUGUGGGAAAUAUUUCAUUUUGGUGAAACUCCAUAUACGGAAUUGGUUGUUGUUGACCUUAUCAAUGAGCUACAACGUGGGUACAGAAUGCCUGAACCGAAACAUUGUCAUAAACAUAUAUACAAUAUUAUGCUGGAUUGUUGGCGACAAGCGCCAUCUGAGAGACCAACGUAUCAAGAAAUAAUAUUGAAACUUGGAACUAAGCCACAUGUAAGACUUUGGCUAAGUGUGAAUAUUUCAAUGCCGGUGGAAAAAGAAAGAGUAGGCAGAAGAAUGAUAGAAGAUGCUGAGGAAAAAAGAUUAAUUAAACCUGGUGACGUGAUCAUUGAACCAACAGCAGGGAAUACAG
Messenger RNA from Saccoglossus kowalevskii, 4381 nucleotides. RefSeq lists its product as uncharacterized. The record is from RefSeq and is a predicted model, not a curated record. Lineage: Eukaryota; Metazoa; Hemichordata; Enteropneusta; Harrimaniidae.